AUGCCUGAGAUCGGGGAUCAUUAUUCCCCGCUGGCUGCUUCGGAGGUUAGAGAGAGCGAGAAGAAGAGAAUCUGCGAGCGGAAUCGACAGUUGAUGAUGGUCACGACCUUCAUGUACGCUUUGAUUCAGUCGAUGGAAAACUCUGGUAUUUUCGACGCGUACAUUUACAUUGUUGGAGGUGAGAAGAAUACGGAGGUUGGAUUCGUGGCUUCGAUAUUCGGCCUGUCCUCGCUGGUCCUGGCCAUGCCAGCUGGUUGGCUCAUCGACAACUACAGUCGUGCGAAGUUAUUGAGCAUAGGCUCAGUGGUCCUCACAGCAGCGCUCUUACUAUAUUUGUAUGGCGUUGUCACUGAUAACCUCAUUCUGUUGUAUGUGGUGUUCUUUAUUUAUGGUGCGCAAUGGGUGAUACAGUCAUCAGCCUCGUACUCCCUUUUUGCCGACUCCCUUCCACAUGGUCAGAGAGCUGAUGCUAUGAGUACGGUGUCGAUCCUUCAGAACGUAGCAGGGGGCACUGGGCCCUUCUUGGGCGUUGUACUUGUUCACAUUUUGGGAAAUGAAUGGCAACUGCCAAUUCUCCAUAGAAUAAUCGUCAUAGUUGGUCUUGUGGAAUUCCCCACAAAUUGGAUCAACACUUUAUGGCGAGAUGUUGAACAUCAUGAGCAUGCUGAUACUAACAUGAGCAUCAAGGCUGGUGACGCGGGAGUCGGUGAAACCGUUGAGGUAAAAAUACUCACGGAUUCAGAAAAGGUGGCUCGGCUGCGUGCUGGCUAUGGCUGGCUAGUCCCUUAUGUCAUUUCUGUGAACGAUAUUGUGACUUCAGUUGGCGCUGGUAUGACGAUUCGCUACUUCCCUCUAUUCUUCAUGAACGACUACGGCUUUUCCCCAAUGCAGCUGCAGAUCUUAAUUGGAUCGUAUUCCAUCGUUAUUGGGAUUUCGACGUAUCUUUGCAACCGCACGUCGAAGAUUCUGGGCCGGGUCAGAGCGUGCUUCUUGUUCGCUGGUAUUGGCACAACCUGUCUCUACUGCUUAUCGUCACUAUAUAACCUCCCCGCUCUGUUGGUGGUUUACUUCGUUCGUGGAGGACUCCAGAAUGCUGUGUAUCCCUUGGACCGGUCUCUGAUUAUGGACUAUGUGGUGUCGAAACAGCGAGGGAAAUGGAAUGCGGUGGAGAGUAUCACAGCGGCGUCUUGGGCGGGAAGUGCGGCACUUGGUGGUUGGUUAUGUGAUGGUCACGACUAUCGGUAUGCCUUCAGCAUCACCGCGCAUAUCUACACCAUAGCACUCUUGAUGCGAAUUCCACUGUUCUUUUUAGUGAGAGAGAACACUGGGGACCCUGAGAGUGCACAAAGUCGUCGUCUGUUAGAAGAUAAUAAGCAGAGUCAGUCUGAUCGUUGUUAUCAUAUGCACUGUUGUGAACUUUGUUCAUUGCAUAUUUUACUUCUGUCGUUUCCUCGAGCUAUUUAG
Messenger RNA from Perkinsus marinus ATCC 50983, 1464 nucleotides. RefSeq lists its product as hypothetical. The coding region runs from base 1 to 1464 and encodes 487 amino acids. NCBI's taxonomy places the organism in Eukaryota, Perkinsozoa, Perkinsida, Perkinsidae. Gene Ontology annotation, biological process: transmembrane transport. The transcript has 3 exons. The record is from RefSeq and is a predicted model, not a curated record. Gene Ontology annotation, molecular function: transmembrane transporter activity.